This is a messenger RNA of Linum trigynum, 552 nucleotides long. The record is from the annotation of a GenBank genome assembly. NCBI's taxonomy places the organism in Eukaryota, Viridiplantae, Streptophyta, Magnoliopsida, Malpighiales, Linaceae.
AUGGCUGACUACGAACUUAACCCAUACUCUAGUGGAAGGGAUGACGGAUUGAUUGGGUACAACACUUUCUACACCAGAGAUGGAGAUGACAUUUGUUGGAACGAGCGUGUUGUUUAUAUUGAUGUGCCAAAUUCACGACUAGAAUGUAGUUGUAUGUUGUUCAAAUCCAUGGGAAUAGUAUGUCUCCACAUGCUGAAAGUGAUGGCCAUGCUUGGAGAUUUUGGCAAUGAAGCCAUGAAAACUUUGCCAGACCAUUACAUAUUGAAGCGAUGGACCAUAGAUGCAAAGAAGAAAGAGGUUGUCGAGUCCUCAACAAGUGUCGUCGAUGACGAGGGAGCAGGUAACGUCACAAGUAACAUCAAAACUCUGAGAUAUAGAGAGACAACUACCUUGUUGAAUAAGCUUGCGACAAAGCUUUAUGUUGUCGGCGAUGACCUUUAUGAAAAGUGGUUGAAAGCACUAUCUAAAAUGUGCAAGUCAGCAGACCAUGCCUUGUCGAGAUCCAUAACAAGUGAAAAUGGUAAGCUUUUUGAUAUUAUUUCGCAUUGUUAA